Messenger RNA from Cyphomyrmex costatus, 6939 nucleotides. RefSeq names its product mucin-17. Bases 1 to 6939 code for a protein of 2312 amino acids. Lineage: Eukaryota; Metazoa; Arthropoda; Insecta; Hymenoptera; Formicidae. Gene Ontology annotation, molecular function: chromatin binding. The record is from RefSeq and is a predicted model, not a curated record. The transcript has 9 exons. Gene Ontology annotation, cellular component: nucleus; chromocenter.
AUGGCGAAAAGGGCCGGAAAAAGGGACGCGCGAAAGGGUGGUGAAGGAGGAAAAGCUGACACCGGUUUCGUGGACGGCAACAGUGGCGGUGGUGGCCAUGUACUUUACAGGGACAAGCGGCUUAGCCAGCCGUGCCGUCCAAGCAGUACGGCGCUGGGUUCGCUGGACCAACUGAAGGAAUAUCUGACGACAGUGGGAACCUGCAAAUGUGGCCUCGAGUGCCCACUCAGACCCGAACAGGUGUUCAACUUCGACCCCAAGGUUGCGACGCGACCUUGGAGCCCGGAUCAGGGCAAGACGCGGGAGAUGACCAAGCUCUGUAACCAUAAGAGGAAACUUCUGCUGCCGGCUGCAGCCGCCAGUCCUGUUGCGUCCUGUACGCCGGCGGUCUCGUCGUCGACUUUAUCUUCUGGCCCGACAACGGCCUCGAUUCACGCGAACGCCGACUCGCCCACGUCGCCGGAUAAAGCCAGAAAAGAUGGUCUCAGCAAGAAGAAGAAGAGGAAAUUAGGAGGCAUAGGCGGCAUUUAUUCCGGCGUCUCGGUUUCGCAACUUCUGGCACAACGGGAGAGAGCUAUUGCUGCGGUUGCGGCAACUGGAGUUCAAGGUUCACCGGUGCCUAAUGGAUCGCAGGUAUGGCCAAUCGCGAUCCCAAAUCUGCAAGUCCAACAAAACGGACAACAAAUCUGUCAUCAGUCUUUAAGUUCGCCUUCCCAGAAUCAUGACGUGAGCAGUUGUGCGAGAAAUCCUCCGCAGAGGUUAAAUCAACAUAAUAUGUCGGGCAUGCUGAUGAGCAACCCGUUGAUUAUGAAUCAGCAGGGUACAAAUUUUAAUAAUAUGACCCAACAGCAGCAGCAGCUUUUACAGCAGCAACAUCAACAACUUAUACUACAGCAGCAGCAGCAGCAGCAACAGCAGCAGCAGCAGCUUAUUCAGCAGCAUAUAUCACAGCAACAGCAACAAUCACAGCAGUUGUUACCACAUCAGCAGCAGUUACAACACAUGCAAAUUUUACAACAAGAACAACAACAAAACACUGUAGUAAAUCAAUUAGCGCAACAGCAGGCUCCUCAUUAUAUCAAUCAGUUAAAUCAGCAGUCCUUACAUGUAAUGCAACAACAACAGCAGCAUUUAAAUCAACAGCAGCAGCAGCAGCAACAACAAAUGCAUUUGCAGCAAAUUCAAAAACACAAUAUGCAACAGCAUUUAGUUCAGGAAGUGGAUCAACAACAAUCGGCAAAUUACAAUACUCAACAUUCUGUCGAUAAUUAUGCGCAUCACAUGCAGCAGUCACAAAUAUCGAAUCAAACCGUCCUUCAUCCGCAAUUACAUCAACUUCAUCAACAUCAAAUGCAACCACAACAAUCGCAACAGAAUCAACAUGCUAUGCAAUCUCAGUCGACGGAUCCCUUCCAGAUGCAGAUUCAACAGCAGCUACAACAACAGCAACAACAACAGCAACAACAGCAUCAGCAGCAAAUGUCACAAGUGUGCAUUCAGCCGCAAUAUUCAAAUCAACAAUUGAAUCAUCACUCCGUAGACAUUAUGCAACAGCAAACAGGUUCUACCGCCAUGAGCAAUAUCAAUACUAUCGACCUUCAAAAUAGGCAUAACCGAACGUCGUCAGUUGAUGAAGAUCUAAACGCAAAGCAAUUACAACAGCAGCAGCAACUUUUAUUGCAUAAUCAUUCGAUGCAGCGACACCAUGUAGUUCAAAAUGGCGGUUUGCCCAAUAAUCCUCAUGAGAAUGUUCAGCGGAUGUACCAGAAUCAAGUACAAUAUCCGGCACGGAAUUUUGAUUCUUCGAAAGGUACGAAUACGGAUGCCAAGAUGGGACAUCAACAACAGUUUCUAUCCAAUCAUACGGGACGAAGCCCAAACGCCAGUCACACUGUUGAGGUGCAGCAAUCUGGUAUGGGACCAAACGGGCAGUCCGGCAAUAUGCAUUUCAACAAUAGAACACCGCCGUGGCAACAAAAUCGCACUGCGGUUGCAUCCCAUCAACCGUCCGUUGUCACGGUUCAAAAUGUUACCUGCAAUUCGUUUGACCGUGUACCACCGCUUCAUCAUCACAUUCCACAGCCUUCCAAUUGGACGGACGAGGCUGCACGGAAAAAGGUGAAGUCAAAUAAAAUAAUAGUGAAGAAACAGCGACAGCAUAUCGCGGAAUUAUCGAGAACGAACAACGGAUUAGAACAUUCGACACCGAGUUCAGUAGAUGAAUUCAGCGAGAAUAAUCAAUCACAAACUAAUGGUCAGAUAGGUUCGACAUUCAACAGCAGCGGCCCUUCGUUCCUAGAGGAUCCCAGUGGGUACCUCGCUCAGCAAACGGCAUUGCUAAAUAGCACGAUAUCACGACAGACUGGUGUUAGUAGUUCCCAAGUGGGGAUGUUGAACAAUAACUCGAAAGCAUUGUCUCAGACCAAUCAUGGUAUGCAUAUGUCUAAUACUUAUAUUCCUCAACCAAAGCCUUCCUGUAUCGCCAGUCCCACGAGUACCUCGUCAUUCGCUUCCGUAAAAAAUCACGCAACCUCACCGGUUGUUGUACACAGCAGUAUGACACCGACAUCAAGUAGUGGCACGGAUUCUGAAAACAGUCCAUGUCAAGGCUGUGUCACUAGUGCCGAUACACAGUCCUACAUUCAAGAUCAAUAUAAGCAGCAAAUGCAGCGACAGUACCUGAUGCAUACGGAUCAGCGCGAAGAUCCUGUUACUUCGUCGACGUUCGGCGAGCGAUAUCAAACAAACAAUCAAUCACAAGCUGAUUCUAGACCGAUACAAGGUGGUACUGUGAGCACCAGUCAUGGAUCUCCUAUCGGCACAAAUAGUCCGGCUAAUUCGGAUACACCAGCAGCCUCGACACCUGGAAUUUCGCAACCAGCAACCCCGCAGAGUCUUAUCUCAUCACAACCAGCGACACCACAUAGUUAUUCGCAACCACCGACACCUCAUUCCCAUGUCUCGGGCCAAAUGCCAUCGCAGAUACUAACUCCACAAGCGCAACAACAGUUGUCGCAAUCUUUAAUCGGCAGCAUUCAAGAACAAAGAUCAGAAACUCCAAGUUCUGGUACAAUGAGUUCCAGUGGCAUUCCACCUAGUACGUCGCCAUCACAGAUGUCCUCUUCUACAUCAGAUAAUUUAACAUCACAAAUGAAACGACAAAUAACCAGGCAAAAUUCUCUGGAUGGCUAUCAACCUCACCCACAUACUGUUAAUACAGUCUCCAGGAUACCCAUAAAUACUUUUAGCGGAACAUCAUCCGUGAUAACAACUAUGGCAAGCGGUCAUACAGUUAGCAGUAAUACGAUUACAUCUGUGUUAGCUGGAAGAGCAAACACGGCCACUGUUUCCAUAAAUACACCAUCUGCGAUACCAAAUCCUGCUAUACCCAGUCUUCUACCGAAUAAGGUACAGCAUCAGGUACAAUCUACUGUGUUGCCAAAUAUGCCGGGUACUCCAGUUACGACACAUUCCUCUAUUUCACUUAGUCAAUCUUCGACGAUGAGCGUGUCUAAAUCACCGCUUGAAAUGGUUCAGAGUGUUGUUAGUAGUAUACAACAGCAGCAGCAGCAGCAUCAACCACAACAGCAACAUCCUCAACCUAACGUUCAAGUUCAUAAUGUCCUCACCUCAGGUGGUAUAUUGAAACAUCCUGCUGGAUCGACAUUACCACCUGGUCAUAUAUUGGUAUCCAGCGGUGGUCAACUUAUAAUGGCGAGUACUGGAUCGGCUAUCAAUGGCGUGAUGGCGCCUCCUCCACCGAAAAUCAUUUCGAAUGCUAAUUCUAUGCCACCAUUGUCAGUGUCGCCUAUGGUUACCAGCGUGACCGGAGCUGUCAGUCAAGUAAUCCCUGCGGUGGGUGUAGCUCAGCAAGUGAUAGGACAACCCACAGUGCUCGUGAAUACUAUUCAGACUCCAGUAUUGAUUCAACCUGGCGUAAUGACGAUGGAUAGCAUAGGCCAAAACGUGCAGAUACCACAUUUGACGGUUGCUACCGGUAACGUCAUACAAAACACACAGUCAAUUAUUGACGCUAAUCAAGAUGUAUCCAGGACGGUCGGUACCAAUCAAGGCAUGACAGUAAAUCGACAACCAGCGCUAUUAUCGCCGGAAUCAACGAUGACUAAGAAAAAGGCGUAUAAGAAACGGAAAGCGAAUCCACAAACCGUGGCGUCAAUGCUACACAUCGCCUCGUCCCAGCAGAAUACUGGUAUGUUGAUGCAGUCGCAAUCAAAUUUCGCUCAGCAAAACUUUCAGACUCAGAGCAUAGGCGGACCCAUGCUUCAGGCGCUAACUAUUGUACCCGGUAAAGGUGGGGCACCGGCGCAGCUUGUGAUGAACGGUCAGACCGGCGCAGCAUCCGCGCAAUUUAACACUCAACAAAUAAUUACAAAUCCUCAACCAACUCAGCAGAUAAAUCUUCUUCAACCGGUGAACUUAUUAAAUGGCGCAGCCGGGAUGGUUCAGAAUUUUCCCACUAUUCAACAGUUUAUUGUGCCUGGUUUGGGUAGCAUGGUAAUGUCUGCGGACGGAACGGCCACAUUAUUGCAAGAUACGGGUAAUAUUGGAAUGCAGUUUCAAAUACAGAACGUCAAUGGUCAGAACGUAUUGACGCCGAUACAAAGCCAUAGUGGUAUAUUUAAUCCAAGUCAAAGCAUAUUGGCCGCUGGUCCAGCCGGUAUGGUUAUAAGAGCGCCGCAAGCGACUGGUGGGAAGAUAAUACAACAGCAUAGUCCAGGAGCGCAGUUUCUUUCGCCGAAUAGCGGCCAAUUCCUAGUAAAUGGUACAACCUCUUUUGGGAAUCAACUGAGUCCGAUAGUAGCUAAUGUCAGUCCGAACCAGCAAGUGACAUUUAACGCCUCGCAAGUAAGACCGUCAAACAUGCAAGGUCAGCAGGAAUUCAUACAGAUGAAUGGACAAACGUUAAUGGUACCUUGUGCGACCGCACAAAACAUUGCUGUCUCAUCAGCGUCGAAUCAACAAAAUACAACCUUUGUUCAACAGAACACAACAAUUGUACAGCAGCAGACGACCAUGGUCUCGAACAAUCAGAUACCAAAUUUUCAAAGUGCAGCUUCUAAUGGCGGACAAACUGUCGAUCCUUCUUUAAAUCUCGAUAACCAGUCAUAUAUUCUAAGUUCCGGUAUGAUUCAGGGUAAAGCGGCGUCAUCUUCUCCGAAGAGCGGCGUAAAUUCGCCGUUAUCUGAUCAAAAUGUCGAACAACAGCAAUAUGUACUUGCUAGUAGUAGCACGACAGUCGUGGAAAAAACGGCUCAACAAAACGAACAGCACAGCCCAUUGAUGGCAAGGCAUUCUGUAUCGACGCAAACCGCAGGGAACCAAACGAAUGUGGCGCAAUCGACUAUGAUGCGGCAAGGAUCUCCACCCGACACAACCACUCAUAGUCCAGGAAACAGUCAGAGAUCCAAUAGUCCGGCUGUAGACACUACUACACAUGGUGCAGCAUCGCCAGCGCCUCCAAUUACUGCUAGACAUCAUUCAUCGUCCACGCCCAUGGUUCAUUGCGUAUCGAGCAGCGAACCGGACUCAGGCGACACACAGGUGGCGUCGGAGGAUUGGAGAAUGCAGGGUAUCGCCACCAAGGAAAUUACGUUAAAUCAACCGAGUUUGCACGGAAAGACCUACGUAGAGUCGACGGUGACAACUGGGAUCCAGGUUGGUACCCACGUAGAGCAGGUCAACCGUCAUCUAACUGUAAUAGACAUGCACCAGCCGGCUGAUACGACACACCCAGAAAACACAUACGCUGACUCACAGGAGCAUAUGGACACAUCAUCACCAAAUCAUUCCAUUAAUUCAGACACAAUGGACCACUCUACCGUGGAAGAUCAACUAAACGUCAGUAAAGAAAUGACGGACGUUUCCUAUUCGGAGAUCGAGGUCAAUCCGUUACCAAUCAUAGGUCACGGUCAUUACCAGCCAAUCCUUUAUCACGGCCAGCAUUAUGUCCCUAAUGCGAAUGUUUAUCGACAGCAAGCCUUAGUGCCAGAUCAUGCUCAUUACACCAUGUUACCGCAAAUUAAUGGCAAGUUUGACAACAAAUCGUGCAUCGAUAGCAGUCGUGUUGAUACUCAAAUCAUGCAACAUGUCAUGGAGCAAGACGAGAUCGAGCAAAAUUCCGAAGAGAAAUUAUUAGAACGAUCAAAUACCGACGUUCCUUAUUGUCCGCAGAAUGUUGGCUAUUCGCAAAAAUUCGUUGGCAUCGAGUCAUCCGGCUUAUAUCCACAUUUGUAUAAUUAUAGGUCUGACCCUAAUGGUAUUGCUGUUGUUAAUUACACACCUAAUAAGCAAGCCUACAUUAAUCCAUAUGUUUAUAAUCAAUUCAUAUAUGCGCAAGAAGGCGAUGAUGCUGAGGAGAGUGACUCGUCAUCGGAUGAAUACCGAAAUGAUAAAAGUCUGAAAAACACCGUGCCUUCUUUGGAACCUUCAGUAGCAGAGACAAAGGACGUAGACGACGGAAACCAAUGGAAACUGAUGGUCGGUGACCUAGUGUGGGGCGCAGCAAGAGGAAGUCCGGCCUGGCCGGGGAAAGUCGAGUCUUUGGGCCCCCCGGGUACUAUGACAGUUUGGGUUCGGUGGUACGGGGGCGGGGGUGGUCGCACCCAAGUCGAUGUCAAGGCUCUCAAGUCCCUCUCCGAAGGCCUCGAGACGCAUCAUCGCGCCCGUAAAAAGUUUAGGAAAAGUCGUAAAUUGAAUAUGCAAUUGGAAAACGCGAUACAAGAGGCGAUGGCGGAACUGGACAAGAUGACGGAAGCCUCCAACGACCAGAAAGAUACCAAAAAGUCGCCCAAGGUGACAUCACUACCGGCAACCAACUCGAAGAGUGUCGGCGCCAACAAAUCGGAGGCCAAGAGAUCAUCGAAAAGAGCCGUGGCCACUGUGGACCAUGCCAAAACCGAACAAAAACAAUGUCGGUGA